CCUAGUUCCUUGUUUCGAUAGGUUUCCUUUUGAGCAUUGUUAAGUUUCCUUAGGUUUUCACCAUUAUAAAUAGGCAAUUUUGUUCAACUUUGUGUAUUCUGGUGGUGGUGGUUUAUAAAAACGCUCAAGGCGUAUCGUUCGCUUGCCACGGCGAUGAUGAAGAAGAAGAAGACAGACUCCUGUGUAUCAAUGCCUUUGCCUCACCUUCCCCAACCCCUUGUGUUCGAAAUACUCUCAAAACUGCCCGUCAAAUCUCUAUUGCGAUUCAAGUGCGUGUCGAAGUCAUGGCGCUCUUUGAUCUCCGAUCCCUACUUUAUCAAAAUCCAUCUCAAUCAGUCGUCCAGCAUCCAAACACACCGCAAUAUUGUAUUCAUAUCCAAUCCCUUCCGCCCAUACGGUCUUUACACGGCCAGGCGUGACGACAACAACAUCGUAGUAGAAAAGAUUGAUUAUUUAUUUAAGAGCAACCCUAGAUGUCAAAUCAGAGGAUGUCACAUAAUUGGUUCUUGCAAUGGGUUGACAUGCUUUCAGGUAGAAUUUCUUUUGAACUGUAUUGAUCUGAAGCUAAAUGCAUAUGUAGUCAAUCUUUCGACGAGGGAGUUGUUGCAAAUACCAGAUUUUGAUUAUUUCCCUGGUAACAUAGUUGGAGUCUCUGGAUUUGGCUAUGACCAUUGCCAUGAUGACUACAAAGUGGUGAAAAUAGAUGACAAUCAAAUCUUUGUAUAUUCAAUGAGAAGUGGUUGUUGGAGAAAAGUUGAAGACUUCUCUAAUAAGUUCGAUUUUCGUGUUCUCGAAAAUGAUGGGACACAACUGAAUGGGGCCAUUAAUUGGCUUCGUAUUAAAAACCCUAAAGAUAUUAUACACAUGUGGCAGCGGAAAUUUGAGAUUGCUGCUUUUAGUUUGGUGGAUGAGAAAGUGCGGAUGAUACCCUUGCCAAGUACUUCUGUCAACACCAGUUUUCAUAACGCAAGUCAAUUAGGGGUGUUUGAAGGAUGCCUUUGUAUACUACCCUGUUGUGAUGGUGAAUUGUGGGUUAUGAAGGAAUAUGGGGUUGAGCAGUCUUGGACUAGAAUUGAUACAAAGGUCCCAAUAUUUUCAGAUAUGUUGGCUUUGUUGAGGAACGAAGUGAUAGACUACACUAAGUUACUUUUAUACAACAGAACAGUAAAGGGUCCUCUUGGCAUACAUGACGACGAAAAUGAAGAAGAUGUGUAUGAUUUUCAUGCAACCAUCUGUGUAGAUAGUCUCCUUUCACCCUUCAUGGAGAAAGAGUCCCUCUGACACCCCCGAGAUGAAGUAAGCAAGUUUUCAUCACUCGGAAUGGAAUUUUACAGAUUUUCUCUAAUUAACAGUAAUUUAAACUACUUUGGCAAAUAUACUGUAACCGAAAUUGAAGGUAUUAAUAUAUAUAAGGAUGAUCUCAUUUUCUUGGCUUUGUUGUUAUGCUUAAUUUUUUUCUUUUGUUGGUAAUUGUUGUGUGCUUUGGGAACUAAUACCCAGUUUUUGGGACUUAAACCCUCGACUUCUACUUUGGAAAGUGAGAAACUUCCGGCAGCCUAUUGUGAA
Messenger RNA from Cornus florida, 1566 nucleotides. Its product is annotated as F-box/kelch-repeat protein At3g23880-like. The coding region runs from base 154 to 1281 and encodes 375 amino acids. NCBI's taxonomy places the organism in Eukaryota, Viridiplantae, Streptophyta, Magnoliopsida, Cornales, Cornaceae. Gene Ontology annotation, molecular function: protein binding. The record is from RefSeq and is a predicted model, not a curated record. The transcript has a single exon.